Zasmidium cellare ATCC 36951 is the source of this 1344-nucleotide messenger RNA. RefSeq lists its product as uncharacterized. The record is from RefSeq and is a predicted model, not a curated record. Gene Ontology annotation, molecular function: glutamate-5-semialdehyde dehydrogenase (NADP+) activity; NADP binding. Bases 1 to 1344 code for a protein of 447 amino acids. The transcript is spliced from 2 exons. Lineage: Eukaryota; Fungi; Ascomycota; Dothideomycetes; Mycosphaerellales; Mycosphaerellaceae.
AUGUCCCUCACAAAUGCCUCACCAGAAGCCGCCGCAAAAGCCGCAAAGACCUCGUCCCGGACCCUCGCGACGCUCUCCGUAGACGCACGAAAUUCGGCACUCGACGCAAUACACGAUGCAUUAUCGAAUGCGAGAGAAGAUAUCCUAGCCGCGAAUGCGACCGAUCUGGAACUGGCCAAGAAGUCGACUGAGAAUGGCGAACUUAAUCCGAGCAUUUACAAGCGAUUGGAUUUGAGCAGGAAGGGGAAGUUUGAUGAUAUGUUGCAGGGGAUUAAGGAUGUGAGGGGGUUGGCGGAUCCUGUCGGCAGAGUCGACCUCCACACCGAAUUAGACGACGGCCUCAUCCUCCAACGGCAAACAUGUCCCAUCGGCGUGCUCCUCAUUAUCUUCGAAGCUCGCCCAGAAGUUAUCGCCAACAUCGCCUCCCUCGCCAUCAAGUCUGCCAACGCAGCAAUCCUCAAGGGCGGCAAGGAGUCGACUGAGUCUUUCAAAGCCAUUGCGACGGUCAUCUCCAAAGCACUGGAAUCGACCCAAGUACCCAACGACUCUAUUCAACUCGUCACGACCCGCGAUGCUGUUGAUCCUCUACUGGAGCUUAGCGAGUACAUCGACCUGGUCAUCCCCCGCGGCUCGAACGAUCUCGUACGACACUGCCAGAGGAAAGCCCACAUGCCCGUUCUAGGCCACGCCGACGGUCUCUGCAGUCUAUACCUGCACCACGACGCCGACGCAAAGAUGGCCGUAGACGUCAUCGUCGACUCCAAAACAGACUAUCCAGCCGCCUGCAAUGCCCUGGAAACCCUCCUCGUCCACGAAGAUGCCCUCAGCAGCAUCCUCCCAGCGGUAGCAUCGGCUCUGAUCUCCAAAGGCGUGACCCUGAAGUGCGACCCCAAAUCCAAGCAGGCCCUGUCUUCACUCCCAGAACAAACCCACAUCCAACCCUCCACCGAACAAGACUACUCGACCGAAUUCCUCGACCUCAUCCUCGCCAUCCGCACCGUCUCCUCCCCCUCGGAGGCAAUCGAGCACAUCAACACCCACGGCUCGCACCACACCGACGCCAUCCUCACCGCCUCCAAGCAAGUCGCCGACACCUUCCUCAACGGCGUCGACGCCGCGUGUAAAUUCUGGAACGCGUCCACGCGGUUCUGCGACGGGAUGCGGUUUGGGUUUGGCACGGAGGUGGGGAUUAGCACGAAUAAGGUGCAUGCGCGGGGGCCGGUGGGGUUGGAGGGGUUGACGAUUCAUGAGUAUAGGAUCAGUGGGAAUGGGCAGGUUGCGGCGGCGUAUGGGAGUGGGAGUGGGAAGAGGGCGUAUAAGCAUGUUAGGUUGCCUAUCAACUAG